Messenger RNA from Zasmidium cellare ATCC 36951, 1314 nucleotides. RefSeq lists its product as uncharacterized. Lineage: Eukaryota; Fungi; Ascomycota; Dothideomycetes; Mycosphaerellales; Mycosphaerellaceae. The coding region runs from base 1 to 1314 and encodes 437 amino acids. Gene Ontology annotation, molecular function: flavin adenine dinucleotide binding; oxidoreductase activity, acting on the CH-CH group of donors. The transcript has 4 exons. The record is from RefSeq and is a predicted model, not a curated record.
AUGACGAUCCCAACACCACUCAGUGAGCCUCCUUGGCUAGACGGGCAUCCGUCGCCCUACUACAACGAGUCGCAUCGGAGAUGGCAGCAAUACUGCCGCGAGUUCAUCUCAAAGGAGUUUACCCAGUAUGCCAUGGAAUGGGAAGAGCAAGGAGAGGUGCCCGCAGAAGUGUAUAAGACAUUUUGCCGAAACAACAUGCUAAUACCUAACCUGCCUGCACCCUUGCCAUUGGAGUGGCUAAGGUCCAUUGGUGUUGAGAAGAUUGGCCCGAUCACCAUCGAGGAAUUCGACUACAUUCACUUCUCAAUUUAUGCUUCGGAAAUGCAACGCACUGGCCUCAAUGGACCCGGAUCAAGCUUGACUGCAGGUUUCUGCUUUGGCAUUCCGCCUAUCCUCAAGUUUGCAGACCGACAGCUCCAGCAGCGCGUCCUUCCAGACUUGUUGAAGGGCAAUACCCGAAUCUGCAUUGCAAUUACCGAGCCAGAUGCUGGCAGUGACGUAGCUAAUGUCCAAACGACGGCCGAGAAGUCAUCGGACGGAAAGUUUUACAUCGUCAACGGAACGAAGAAAUGGGUCACGAAUGGUCUGUGGUCUGACUGGGCAUCCAUGUGCGUACGAACUGGUGGUAAGGGUCCAGGAGGCUUGUCAGUCCUGCUAGUACCGUUAAAAGGCCACAAAGGGGUAAGCAUGAGGAAGAUGGAUUGCUCGGGACACCAUUCGUCAGGGACGACAUUCAUCGAGCUAGAUGAUGUUGAAGUUCCUGUACAGAAUCUCAUUGGCAAAGAAGGCGAAGGGAUGAAAUACAUUAUGACGAACUUCAAUCACGAACGAUUAGACAUCUGCGUAAGUGUCACGACACAGGCUCGAAUGGUUCUCGCCGCCGGGUUUGAAUACGCAAUGAAACGGCAUGCCUUUGGGCAGCCUUUGAUCGAGCAGCCUGUGGUUAGACAUCGUCUAGCGAAAGCGAUUGGCGAGCUUGAAACACAGUGGGCAUGGGUAGAGAGUUUUAUCUAUCAAAUGGUGCACAUGAAGAAGGACGUUGCAGAUACGAAGCUCGGUGGUCUCACAGCUCUAGCCAAGGCAAAAUCAGCGAUGGUGCUAAACGAGUGUGCUCAAUGUGCACAACUCCUUUUCGGUGGAAACGGCUACACGAAAGGCGGGCAGGGCUCACUAGUGGAGAAAGCAGCUCGAGAGGUUGCUGGAGCAAGAAUACCAGGUGGAAGUGAGGAUGUCAUGCUCGACUUGGCUGUUCGACAGUUGUAUAAGAACUAUCAACGGGCGUUGAAGGCUCAACAGAACAGCGCCAGGCUGUAA